AUGUCCUUAGAAGAGUUCUUCAACGAUAACUCGUUGGGGGACUCUGUUUGGAAUGAAGAAGAUAUCAACCUAGAAGCGAUUUCAUCGCCGCUUACAAACACAACUAGUAUCGAUGUUCUCAAGCACACCCCCAUAAGACUGGCUACCCGUGCUCCAGAGGACUCUUUCGGAUACCCACACUCGGGAGCCCCCGGUGGAAUCGCAGGCUCGAACCAGUCCAUGGGACCACCAUACAUUGUAAAAUUUUCACAUCUGCCCUCGCAGUUCACCGGGCCUGAAAUCGAGGACCUUUUCCAAACAAAGUGCACGAAAUUCAUCAAGUUUAAGCUUUUCUGGGAGCUCAACAAAAAACCUGCCAUGGGAAUUGCGCUGAAAAACUCCAGUUUUUUCGAUGCCAAUUUCACACGCGAUUCCAAGGUCACCUUCACGGAGUUGUACUCUGCUAGAGACAUGGACAAGAUUUUGAACCAUUGGACUCAGCCUUUGAAGGAACUUUACGACAUUGUCGUCACUGCGGCUGAUUUCGCGGAUUUCAAAAACUAUGUGGAAAAGACAAAACUUUUAAAUGAAGCAGAUGAUCCUACAAAACCUUUCGUACCCAAAAAAAAACCCACUGGACCACCAAAGGCGAAAGCCAAUCCUUUUGGGACUGCUAAACCAACUGAUACUCAAGCGAUCACAAAUGACAUCGAGGAGAAAUACAGCAAACUUCACAUCGAGGACACUAAAACGCUCAGAAGGCUCUCCAACGAAGGUGUAUCUCCUACCAAACCUGUCGUUGCACCAAAGCCCUUGAGCUAUUCUGCGAUUCUAAAGAGAUCUGUGGACGCAGCGGCAAGCCAAUCGCCCAGUCCCCAGCUUCCAUUGCCCUUGCCAAAGGAAGAAGUUGCAGUGGUUCAAUCGAACGACGAAGAAUUGGACGACGCCAAAGAAGCUCCAUCUGCUGAGGUGAAAAAAGACGACGAAAAUCACGACGACCAAUCUCAAUCAUCUGAUAACUUUACAUUCAAAGAUACUGCUCCUAGAGGGCAUGGUGGAUAUCGCGGGCGUGGGGCCGGACGUGGAGGUCGUGGAGGUCGUAGCGACCGUAGCGACCGUGGUGAUCAUAGUGGUGAAAGGGGAAGCCAUCGUGGCCGUGGAGGUGGUCGUGGAGGCUUUUCCAGAGACAAUGAGUCUGGCCGGAAAUAUGACGACUCGCGUUCUAGAGGCGGGAAGUUCCAAAGCUCCAGAGAUGAUAAUCCAUACUCGGUUUUCCGUCCCGCAAGCGGUUUCUUGAGAGAAAAUGUUAAUACUAAUAGUCCAAGAGGCAGAGGGGGCCGUGGUCACUCUUCAGGAGGCGGUCGUGGUAGAGGAGGCUAUCGCGGUGACCGCCGUGGCUUCACUGCCGUUUGA
Messenger RNA from Lachancea meyersii CBS 8951, 1392 nucleotides. Lineage: Eukaryota; Fungi; Ascomycota; Saccharomycetes; Saccharomycetales; Saccharomycetaceae. The record is from the annotation of a GenBank genome assembly.